GUGAGCGCUUGCUCGGGAAUCGGGAUCAUAAGUCACGGGAUUUCUAUCCUUGGGCGCCCAAAAUUUCUGGCAUCCAUCCUCAUAUGCACAUCUCAAGGGAUGCCACCAGCAAUCACAUAUGACCCCAGGAAACACGUUGGGGUUCACGCAGAACGUGUUUCCCAUGUGUCCAGCACGGACUUUCCUGGACACUACCCUCAUGAGGACCACUCAUGGGACCUUGAAAGAUUCGCGAAGGGACUGACCGUCAAGAUAGAAAGAUUAUCGAACCGUUCCAUUGAAUUUGACCUAGUAGGUGUAGAUGCAUCAAUCGCGAAUGCUUACAGGAGAAUACUGAUCGCCGAGGUUCCAACAAUCUGUGUUGAAAGAGUUUACGUUUGGGACAACACUUCGGUUGUCGUUGAUGAAGUGUUUUCUCAGCGAAUAGGCCUCGUGCCUCUAAAUGUCGAUCCGGCCCUCAUGGAUAUGAAACAAACCCAAAAUGACCAGGCUACUGACCGCAAUACACUCGUGUUUCGGUUACAAGUUGCCUGCGAGCGUCGGAAGAAUGCGCCAAAAGAUAGCACAGACCCAAACAAGCUGUAUAUCAACCACGAGGUCCUGUCCUCACAUUUGAAAUGGGUCCCGCAAGGAGAGCAAGAGAUUGUCAUGGCAGAAAAUCCCCCUGCAUCUACGAAUCCAAACAUUGUGCUGACAAAACUACGACCUGGGCAAGAAGUUGACAUGGAGCUACAUGCCGUCAAGGGAGUAGGGAAAGAUCAUGCAAAGUUUUGUCCAGUUGCGACGGCGUCAUAUCGUCUACUACCAUUGGUGAUUCUGAACCCGGAAAAACCCGUACCCCGAGCGCUUGCAGAGAAAUUUCAAAAAUGCUUCUCGCCGGGUGUCAUUCGAGUUGACCCUCGAACGAAAGCUGUUAGCGUGGACAACAAGAAAACGCGGAAGGAGACGAUGAGCAGAGAAGUGUACAGACACCCAGAGUUUGAAGGAUGCGUUCAACUUGCGCGCGUGCGAGAUCAUUUCUUGUUUAACAUAGAGUCUGAAGGGUUUUAUCCUCCGCAACGUCUACUUCCGGAAGCGAUUGCUGUCAUGCGAGCCAAGAUUGCUACUAUCAAGCUUGCCGCAGAAAUGCUACUAAAUAAUGGCGACGGCCUUGGGGACGUUGAGAUGGCAGAUACGUAACUGUGUAUGUUACCCUCAUGUAUUCGGCCACGUACUAUUUCCACAUUUUUAUUUUUCUAGCUGUGUGAUUAUGCAAGUGCUCUUCAUUGGACAGCGGAAACUGUUAUACAGGAGAUGUGUACU
Messenger RNA from Suillus clintonianus, 1302 nucleotides. Its product is annotated as DNA-directed RNA polymerase. Gene Ontology annotation, molecular function: protein dimerization activity. The coding region runs from base 100 to 1179 and encodes 359 amino acids. Gene Ontology annotation, cellular component: RNA polymerase I complex; RNA polymerase III complex. Gene Ontology annotation, biological process: DNA-templated transcription. NCBI's taxonomy places the organism in Eukaryota, Fungi, Basidiomycota, Agaricomycetes, Boletales, Suillaceae. The transcript has 6 exons. The record is from RefSeq and is a predicted model, not a curated record.